AUGGCGGCAGCAGACCUCCAGUCACUCGCCAUCCCCAUCCUCGUGAUCGUAUUUCCAAUCUUAAUCCUGAUCACAUGGCGGCGCCGGCGGCCAGCUCUCCGCCUCCCGCCGGGUCCAAUCGCCCUUCCGAUAAUUGGCCACCUCCAUCACCUCAGACCGAUCCCCCACCAAUCGUUCCAUAAGCUCUCUAAGCGCUACGGUGGCCUGAUCGGCCUCCGCCUCGGUUCUGUCCCCUGCAUCGUGGUCUCCUCCUCUUCCAUGAUCAAAGAGAUUAUGAGAACGCAGGAGACGGCUUGGUCGGACCGCCCUCAGUUUAGGGUCUCCAGUUACAUCGCCUACGACUGCUCCGGCUUCGUCUUCGCGCCCUACGGUCCUCACUGGAGGUUCUUGAAGAAACUGUGCAUGUCGGAGCUCCUGGGAGGACGGACGAUCGACCAGCUCCUCCCCAUCCGGACUGAAGAGGUGGUCUCGCUCGUUCGGUCCUUGUACGACAGAUGCAAGGUUGGAAGAACCAGCAUCAACAUGGGCAGCGAAGUGUUAAAUCUCACCAACAAUGUGAUAUCCCGGAUGACCACGGGCCACCGAUGCUGCGGGUCGGACGGGGAGGCGAUGGAGAUGAGGAAGAUCGUGGAGGGAGUGGCGGAGUUGGUGGGUAAGUUCAAUAUGGCAGAUUUUAUUGGAAUAUGCAAGAAUUGGGACUUGCAGGGGUUCGAUAAGAGGUCGAAGGACGUCCGCCAAAGGUACGAUGCGAUGAUGGAGAGGAUCAUGAAGGAAAAAGAGGAGGCGAGGAAAAAAAAGAGCGGUGGAAUCAAGGAUUUGCUGGAUAUAUUGAUUGACAUCGCAGAUGAUUCCAGUGCAGAAGUGAGAUUGAGUAGGGAACAUAUAAAAGCCUUCGUGAUGGAUAUCUUCGUCGCCGGCACCGACACUUCGGCCCUCACCUUGGAGUGGGGACUGGCGGAACUCAUCAACCACCCGGACAUCCUGCGCAAGGCACAAGAUGAGAUCGAAGCGGUGGUCGGCAAGAAAAGACUGGUGCAGGAGUCCGACGUGGCCAACCUCCCGUACAUGCAGGCCAUCAUCAAGGAAACAAUGCGGUUGCAUCCCUCUGGUCCUUUGAUCCCUCGGCGGUCCACUAGGGACACCAAGAUCAAAGGAUACGAUGUUCCGGCAAACACGACGGUCUUCGUCAACGUCUGGGCCAAUGGAAGGGACCCGGAGCAAUGGCCGGAGCCAUUUGAGUUCCGGCCAGAGAGGUUCCUGGAGGAGCCCGGACAGAAAUUGGACGUCAGGGGGCAGCACUUCGAGCUGAUUCCCUUCGGAAGCGGACGCAGACUUUGUCCGGGGGCGUCUCUGGCGCUGCAUUUCGUACCGUGUGCGCUGGCGGCGAUGCUACAGUGCUUCGAUUGGGAGUCGGAGGAUGGGGGGAAGGUGGACAUGGCUGAAGGAUUGAGCGUGACGCUUGUUAGGAACAAACACUUGGUGUGCGUGCCGGUCCCGCGGCUGAACCCGAUGCUGCUGGACUAG
Molecule: messenger RNA, 1524 nt
Organism: Zingiber officinale
Lineage: Eukaryota; Viridiplantae; Streptophyta; Magnoliopsida; Zingiberales; Zingiberaceae
Product: 3,9-dihydroxypterocarpan 6A-monooxygenase-like
Exons: 1
Coding region: 1-1524 (507 amino acids)
Molecular function (GO): monooxygenase activity; iron ion binding; heme binding
Source: RefSeq, a predicted model, not a curated record